GAGGAGCGGAGCAGGCGCGGCACCCCGCGCAGAUGGAGCCCAGCCCCGGGUGCCGCGACGCCAGGCCCGCUGUUACGCCGGUGGCGGCGGUGCUGCCGGCGGGCGGGAGCGGGGAGCGCCUGGGUGGCGCCACCCCCAAGCAGUUCUGCGCCGUGCAAGGGAGGCCGCUCGUCAGCUACACGGUGCGGGCCAUGGAGAGGAUAAGUUGGAUAGCCGACAUUAUUGUGGUGGUCUCUCCUGAAAAUAUUGAAAUAAUGAAGUCUAUCAUUGAAAGAUAUGGCCACAAAAGAGUUACGAUAGUAAAAGGUGGAAUAACUCGUCAUCGGUCAAUUUUCAAUGGACUGAAAGUAUUUGCAGAGAAUGAAUUUUCCAACCAUCUGCUCCAGAAACCAGAAGUAGUGAUUAUCCAUGAUGCUGUGAGGCCAUUUGUUGAAGAAGAUAUUCUUUCAAAAGUGGUUAUGGCUGCUAAAGAACAUGGGGCAGCAGGAGCAAUUCGUCCUCUAGUUUCUACUGUUAUUGCCUCUGCUGCAGAUGGCUGUUUAGACCACUCAUUGGAACGUGCUAGGUACAGAGCAAGUGAAAUGCCUCAGGCUUUCUUGUUUGAUAUAAUCUAUGAAGCAUACCGACAGUGUACAGACUAUGACCUGGAUUAUGGAACUGAAUGUUUACAUCUGGCUCUGAAAUACUGUAAAACAAAUGCCAAACUUGUUGAAGGAACAGCUGACCUCUGGAAGGUGACCUACAAGCGGGAUCUGUAUGCAGCUGAAUCGAUUAUUAAGGACAACCUAUCACAAGAAGUUUGUGUUAUUACCGAUGUGAGGGAAGCUGUUGCACAAGUAGGUUUUCUCCUUCAUGAAUGUCUGAAAAGCCAAAUAAAAGUUGAAGCUAUAUCAAUAUCUCUAAGCAAAAAUGAUAGCCAUCUACAAAACAUCUUUUCAGGACAGUGCUACAAUUUUGUUUGCGUAAAAGGUAAAAAGUAUGCCAUUCAAGAAACCCAGCAACUAGUAGAUAUGUUGGAAAAAUCAAAUAUUCCUCUGUUAUAUCCAGUUGUCCUUAUUUUGGUGCACUUGGAUAUUUCAGAAAAUAUUUCUUUCAGCAUUGGGAUGGAAGAACUGACUAGGAUCAAGAAAUUUGCAAGGGAAGUGAAAAAAAAAAAUAUUUUGGUUUAUGGUCUCCUUAUCCAAUAUAAGGACCAUUUGCUGCUUCAGGAGACAGUAAAUUCUGCUGCUGCUCUUAUCAUGGCAUUAAUAAAGGACAGAAACCCGGAGCUGAUUGGCCAGCUGUUGGUAGCAUGAGACCAUAAAUCAAGUGUAGCUUUUGGAAAUGUUUCUUUUUCAUCAUCCAUUCAACCAAAGGUCCUGAAUCAUUUUACCCUUUGAUGAAAACUCUGGAUUUAUGACAUUUACUGUUAAGAUCUUUUAACCACAUAUUUUUGAUACUUAAAAUACAAGUCUGAUAUUAUGUAUAAAGUAUAAAAUGAAAUACAGAUCAUUCUGAGAUACACUGGGUACAUACUAUGAGGAAUGAUACUGAAAUGUUUUUGUGAGGUACUGGUCAUGUAAAAAGGUGCAUAGAGGACACCAAAGCAUUCAUGCAGAAUUGUCUUUAACCCAUGUAUGUGUGUUGUACUCUCAGACUGCAUGAAUUAAAUUUUAUUUAAGAUAAAAUAA
Molecule: messenger RNA, 1670 nt
Organism: Harpia harpyja (harpy eagle)
Lineage: Eukaryota; Metazoa; Chordata; Aves; Accipitriformes; Accipitridae
Gene: CRPPA
Product: CDP-L-ribitol pyrophosphorylase A
Exons: 10
Coding region: 33-1295 (420 amino acids)
Biological process (GO): isoprenoid biosynthetic process; protein O-linked glycosylation via mannose
Cellular component (GO): cytosol
Molecular function (GO): D-ribitol-5-phosphate cytidylyltransferase activity
Source: RefSeq, a predicted model, not a curated record